AUGGCGUCUUUGAAGACCCUGCCUCUGAUCAUCGACAACAAGGCUGUCCUGCCAGCAGGCUCUGCAGUCGUGACCAACGCCUCCAGCAAUCUCAAGACUGACUAUAUCAAAUACGUCAGUGCAACUCCAGAAGACGCCGUGGCUGCGGUGGAAUCUGCUCAGACUGCCUUCCGCUCGUGGUCAGCAAGCCUUCCGCGCACGCGCAGGACUAUCUUGCAAAAGACGGCGACAUUGAUUCGCGAAAACGAGGCCGAAUUGAUAAAGUUGCAAGUCGAGGAGACUAACUGCCCUGAGGCCUGGGCGGCUUUCAAUAUCAAUAUCGCAGCUUUGCAUUUAGAGGAGAUGGCCGGCAGGAUCACCACCGCCCUUACGGGAGAUAUACCCGUGGUUCAGACUCCAGGCCAAAUGGGAUUUGUGUAUAAACGCCCACUCGGCGUCGUUUUGACCCUUCCGCCAUGUAAUGCAGCAGUUUUCCUUGCGACACGAGCAAUCGACACUCCCCUCGCUGUGGGCUGCACGGUUGUGCUCAAAGCAUCUGAACAAUCACCGAAUACGCAUCACUUUCUCACAGAGUUAUUCCAUCGUGCCGGCCUUCCACCCGAGACACUGAUCUCUCAUCGAUAUAUCCGCAAGAUUGAAUUCAUUGGAUCUGCCAGCGUUGGAUCCCGCAUUGGGGCUCUUGCCGGCAAGUACUUGAAACCCACGCUCAUGGAGUUGGGAGGUAAAGCCGCUGCUUUGGUGCUUGAAGACGCCGAUCUGGAGCUGGCUGCCCAAGGCUGCGUGCACGGGGCAUACAUGCACAACGGGCAAACCUGUUUCUCGACCGAGCGGAUUAUCGUGAACAAAGCAGUCGUGGAGAAAUUCAUCCCAAUACUGUGUAAGGCAGCAUCAGAAUUCCCCGUACAGGAAGCCAUUUCUCUCGCAGGGUCCAACAAUACACUUCGGAUGUUGCAGGAGGCUGUCUCCAAAGGAGCCAAGGUCCUCUACGGCGAAGUCAAGCUCCUCGCACCCACGAAAUUGCAACCUGUCGUACUAUCCGGGUUGACGCCAGACAUGGAGAUCUAUGACAAUGAAUCCUUUGGCCCGGUCCUUGCCGUGUACACUGUGGACAAUGAUGCGGAGGCAAUCGAACUGGCCAACAGCACCAAGUACGGUCUUAGCGCUGGGGUCUACAGCAGAGACAUUUCCCGCGCAAUGAAAGUCGCGAGCCGCAUAGAGGUCGGGCAGACACACAUCAACUUCCCCAUGGGUACGGGGCUGGACGAGGCGACUCUGUCGAUUGGACUGACGAAGGCGAGCGGGUGGGCGAAACAGAACGGCGGGUACGGGUUAGACGAGUUCUUGGAGCUGAGAACCAUAACCGUGACUGACCCCGUUGAAUUUGCUGCCGGCAUGGCCCGAAAGGCGCAGUAG
Cladophialophora psammophila CBS 110553 is the source of this 1413-nucleotide messenger RNA. RefSeq lists its product as uncharacterized. Gene Ontology annotation, molecular function: succinate-semialdehyde dehydrogenase (NAD+) activity. The transcript is spliced from 4 exons. Bases 1 to 1413 code for a protein of 470 amino acids. The record is from RefSeq and is a predicted model, not a curated record. NCBI's taxonomy places the organism in Eukaryota, Fungi, Ascomycota, Eurotiomycetes, Chaetothyriales, Herpotrichiellaceae.